Molecule: messenger RNA, 3636 nt
Organism: Rhipicephalus microplus (southern cattle tick)
Lineage: Eukaryota; Metazoa; Arthropoda; Arachnida; Ixodida; Ixodidae
Source: RefSeq, a predicted model, not a curated record
AUGGCCUCCGGGGGCAACCCUGCUCCCGACGACAGCGAGGACGAUGGCGACCCUCCCGUCCAGGAGCGCCAGCCUGAGCGUGAGGGUACCACCCUCACGCUCUUCUUUCCACUCCCGGCGACGUUUCUAUGCUGCGAGGAGGGCUGCGCGACCGCCUACAACCCAGAAGUGUGGACGUCGCGCCGCCAGUCGCUGCAGCGGCACCUCGAGGGGGAGCAUGGCGUGCGGAUAACCCGGACGGUAUACCACUUGCCCGACCUGCUCGAGCUCCUUCACGUCAAGAAGGGGCUCUACAAUCAUGAGCAACGGCACCGGAGGGAGGAGGCACUCCUGGCCCGGCAGAACGCUACCGCCGGUCCACCACCAGCAGCCGCUGUAGCCGGUCCUUCAGGAGAGUCCUGCCGUGCAGGGGACACCAGGACGCCACCUCAUCAGCCUCCACCUGGACCGGCUACACCCCCACAUCCCCCCCUUUUGUCGGCGGUUUCACCCACGCAGGCUGAAGGCGAGCUGACGGCGGACCAAUGCCCCCCUGCCCCAAGCACCGUGACCGGGCCUCCCUCACAGGAGGUCACACCUGCUCCUAUGGACGGAGAUGGGGCCCUGGGGGAGCUUGCACUCGGAGCGACGCCCGUCGUCUCGACGAGUCAGCUGCUUCGUGACUCCGCGGACGACGACGGCACGGAGAGCGCGCCAGUACACCAGGCGGACAAUGCGGGUGACGACCAGCCGGGUGAUGACUCCAACCAGGCAGUUUCUGCAGGCGAUGACGUCAGCUCCUCGGAAGAGUACGCCAGCCCAGCUGUGGACGACACCGAGGAGCCAGCUGACCAGCAGAUGGGGCGCGUCGUCGAGUUGUCGGCGCCUACCGAGCAGGCGACGACACUCGCAAACAACUUUGGCGAAGCGGGGCGAGAACCCGCCGAACCGACAGCGCCCCAUGGCGACGUCACCGGCAGCAACUACGGUACACAGGACGAGGCAGCUGACACCCUGGGGCCCGAGAGUGCCUGGUUCCUGGCGGAGGUGACGGCAGAGCUACGUGACCUUGGCCGGAGCCCUGUGUCGGAGGAGCAAUGGGCGCGGUUCGAGCCCAUCCUGGACCGCGCCGAGGCAGCCAUCGUUGACCAUCUUCGGCUGCCCUGUCGGGGCUCACGCCAAACACCACCUCGGCGUGAGAUAAACCCCGACAAUGCUUCUCUCAUACAGGGACUUUACAGGAGAAACCGGCGACGGGCCGUCCGCCUCAUUGCGGAGGGCCCGUCCGAGCUCUGCCCCAUCAACCCAGGCACCCUUCAAGGCCACUUCACUGAACUCUGGGCCCCGGUAGCCGUGGAUACAACGCUCCUCAGGUCACGAGCCCCCACAACAGAGGAGAUGGACACGUGCCCCUUCCUGCCAGACGAAGUCGCAGCCAAGCUCCGAAGGUGCGAAAGCACAGCUCCUGGGGAGGACCGUCUGACCUACCACCACUGGAGGCAGGUGGAUCCUGACGGGCGGUUCCUGGCGGCGGUGUUCAACAUCUGUCUCUUACACCGCCGCACACCCCAGAGCUGGAAAUCAUCGAGGACGAUCCUGAUUUACAAGAAGGGCGACCGCGAGGAUCCUACAAACUGGCGACCCAUUGCCCUUGGUCGAACGAUCGCCAAACUGUAUGCCGGGUGUCUCACGACCCGGCUGCAGCGGUGGUUGGGCGACCAUGCGGUCUUGUCCAGGUGUCAGAAGGGCUUCCUGCCGUACGAUGGGGUGUUUGAACACAACUUCGUGCUGCAGGGACGCCUGGAUGACGCCAGGACAAAAGGUGGGGAGCUGCCCUCGUUGAGGCUGUCCGCGGCGCCGGCGCAGGGAGAGACCUUCGCGGAGAUCGUGGAGGAGCUCUACCGCGCCAACACCACCUGCGUCGUGGCAGCAGCUGGCACCACGGAGCCUAUCCCCAUCAGAGCUGGCCUGAGGCAGGGAUGUCCACUGAGCGGCCUGCUAUUCAACUUGGUGGUGGAUCCAGUCAUCAGGGCAGUGCAGGGAGGCGAUAAGCAGCACAACAUCCUUGCUUACGCCGAUGAUCUGACUCUGCUCGCUGCGGACCCCACCACCUUGCAGCGCCGUCUCAACGUCGUGACAGCCCUCUCGGACCGGCUGGGACUGCGACUCAAGCCCGCCAAGUGCCGCACCCUCCACCUAUCCGGGCGCUAUCCGGUGGGCACACGGCCCACCACUUUCACCGUUGGAGGCGUCCCGGUUCCGGCACUGGCGGACUACGAGGGGCAUCGUUUCCUGGGGCGACCUGUGGGCUUUCGGGUCCUCCCGGACCAAACGACCGUCGACGAGGCCAUCCACCUGGGCAGGAAGCUACUCUCCUCAAUGCUCACCCCGUGGCAGAGGCUGGAUGCAGUUAAAACUUUUUUAUAUCCAGCUCUCAACUUCGCCAUGCGGGUGGGCCUCGCCAGCAAGGGAGAGUGGCAGCGUCUGGAUGACGAGCUCCGCCCCCUCAUCAAGAAGACCCUGUACGUUCCGGCCAGAGCAUCUAACGACUACGUGUACGGGAGCGCACGGGCCGGCACUGCAGGGAUCCCUUUGGCGGCGGAGCUGAGUGACAUCUGCCGGGUGGACGGGGCCUUCAAGCUCCUGACGUCGACGGACUCGGAGGUUCGGGAGCGGGCAAGGGAGGCGCUGCACCAGGUGGUCUCCAGGCGGCUCCGACGCGAGGCUGACGACGAGGACAUCGAGGCCUACCUCUCGGGCGACACGGAAGGCGACUUCAGACAGACCCCAACUCAACUUCAGUCUGUCUGGACGGAGGCCCGCAAAGCCUCCCGUCGCCUAACUGUCGCCUGGGAGCUACAAGACCAGGGCGCCCGCAUCACCUGCGGGGAGGCCACGGUGUCCGCGCGGAACCGGAACAAGCUGGUGAGAACUCUCCGGGCCAUCCUCAGCCAGAACCGGGACCGUUCCCUCGAGGCGAAGCCAAACCAGGGCAAGGCGAUGGCGUGUGUAGCGGCGGACCCCGCUAACUCCCACUUCAUGCGGACCGGCCGCUACACCAGGUUCAAGGAGUGGCGCUUCAUUCAUCGAGCCCGGCUUAAUCUCCUCCCCCUCAAUGGCACACGUACCUGGGUACCUGCAGCAGAUAAACGGUGCCGACGCUGCGGGUACAGGGAGGAGACGCUGCCGCACGUACUCUGCCAUUGUAUGCGGCAGAGCCGGGCAAUGACGGAGCGCCACAACGCCAUCGUCGCACGUAUCAAGAAGGCUGCCCUGGGAAGGUUCACCGUCAUCGGGGAGAACCAACAGGUCGGACUUCCCGGCCUGCGACCUGACCUGGUCCUGGCACGAGGCGAGGAAGCCUUGAUCCUGGACGUCUGCUGCCCUUUUGACAACAGACUGCAGGCGUUCCAGGAAGCCCGGAGGCUUAAGGAGGAGAAGUACGCCCCCUUACAGCGACAUCUCCUCCGACGGUUCCAGCGCGUCUCCAUCGAAGCCAUCGUCGUCGGCUGCCUGGGGUCGUGGGAUCCGGCGAACGAUCGUGUCACGCGCAGACUGUGUUCUAAGAACUAUCUGCGAACAAUGAAACGCUUGUGCGUCAGUGACACGAUCGCGGCUUCCACGGACAUUUACCGCCGCCACAUCGGUGUACAGUGA